CUCAUCCAGGCUGGUCAUGACCAUCCGCUCUUCAUUCUUCUUUCACUGGUCACUCCGGUCAGUCACAGUGAGCCGUUUUCUUCAGCUGUGAGAUGCCCUUUCUUAGGAGGAGCCCAGUUAUACAAGAUAUUCACACCAUUUGUUCUCCUCUGCACCUCACAGAUGCACGGAAUCAACCACAUCAGCGCUUCUGUUUCCAGAGGAUCUAAGGCUUGUUUGUUAAUGAUGUGUAGCAGAAGGUUUUCAGACACUUUCCAACAGUCUGUUUAUUCAUAGUUUUCCAGACUGACAAUCAUUUGUUUGUUUGGUCCCUGAAUGGCUGACAGACAGAUCAGCCUGCCAGCUAAACUCAUAAACGGCGGCAUUGCCGGCCUGAUCGGAGUCACCUGUGUUUUUCCCAUCGAUUUGGCCAAAACUCGACUUCAAAACCAGCAAAAUGGGUCUCGACUGUACACCAGCAUGUCUGACUGUCUCAUCAAAACCGUCCGAUCUGAGGGCUACUUUGGAAUGUACAGAGGUGCUGCAGUUAAUCUCACACUCGUUACUCCAGAAAAAGCCAUCAAACUCGCUGCCAAUGACUUCUUUAGAUAUCAUCUCUCCACAGACGGAAAGAAGCUGUCAUUGUUGAGGGAAAUGAUAGCUGGAUGUGGAGCCGGCACCUGCCAGGUGAUUGUGACCACACCGAUGGAGAUGCUGAAGAUCCAGCUGCAGGAUGCAGGACGGAUAAACGCCCAGAGGAAGCUGAUUGGUGAGGCUGCAGUUGGGGAUGGAGCUGUUGGGGGUCGUUUAGAGGUCAGGAACCUUACCGGCCUGCAGAUCACUAAAGAGCUGCUGAGGAGUCGAGGAAUAUCAGGACUGUACAAAGGCCUCGGGGCCACACUGCUGAGGGAUGUGCCUUUUUCCAUCAUCUACUUCCCCCUGUUUGCUAAUUUGAAUGAUUUGGGGAAGGGGGGUGUUGAGGGUCCUGCUCCGUUUUACUGCUCCUUCCUGUCCGGAUGCCUGGCUGGAAGUACAGCAGCUGUGGCUGUGAACCCAGUGGAUGUUGUAAAGACAAGGUUACAGUCUCUGACCCGCGGGAGUCAGGAGGACACUUACAGUGGAGUGACUGACUGUAUCAGUAAAAUCCUGAGGAAUGAGGGUCCUUCAGCCUUCCUGAAGGGGGCAUACUGCCGGGCGCUGGUCAUCGCCCCUCUGUUCGGGAUUGCUCAGGUGGUUUAUUUCCUCGGGGUGGGAGAGUUCAUCCUCAGCAUCCUGCCUGGAGCACGGCACUGAGGCUCAAUUUGGACUGCAUCACUGAUCUGGCCUGCUGUAGAUCUCCCCUGUGGUUCUUCAUGCCUUAUAGCAGAACCAGCAGACCAGCAUUGAACUGAAGCCUCAAGCAGCAGAAUGAAUUCAGUAGUGGUGAAUAGGGACUAUUAGAGCUUUCACUUUUAGUCAUACACAGAUCUGGAUCAUCUCAUGAGAGACCUAAUACUUCAACAGAGUAAAUGAUGCCCAUUUCCAAAGCCAAAUAUAAAGAAAAAUGUUGCAUUGUCCUUGUUGGCAGUGAUCUGUGAACUGUCUACUUCCAUGCAUAAAGUCAUCAGAACUAUAAAUGAAAAAAAAAACCAUUUCCAUUCCCACCAUGGCAGUAUGCUUUUAGCUUAGGAUGUUUGACAGUUUGAGUUUUUAAGUUUGAUGCUUUUUGCCUUCUUUAUUAUGGACAUUUCAGCUGUCAGAUUUUAAUAUGUUGUCUUCAUUGGGGUAAAUGAUUUGCUUGUCAAGAGUGGGCACAAGCUUUAUAGGGAAGUGUUGCAUUGGUCGUUGGAUUUGUGUUAACCUGAGCUCUCGUUACUGUGGGCGUAAUCUUGCUAUUGUUUUGUCUCGAUUGGAAAAAAUAUGUAUGACCAAAACAGAUGUGCCUAGCACUGCAUUAAGCACACUACACAAAGAAAACAUGGUUCUUCAUGGGUUCUUUAGUAAAGACACUCAAAGAACUAUCUCUAUGAUUAUAUUCAGAUUGAUGGAGAAUGCAUUGUAUAGCACCAAAAAGAUUCUGCUGUUGUUGAAAGGUCAAGUGUGUUUUGGCACGUUGUAGAACCAUUUUCAAAAAGGUUCUGUAUAGAACUAUAUAGUACCUUUCUAAAUAGAACACGUUCUCAAGCACCAUCUCUCCAUCAACCUGAAGAACCAUCUCACUGUGCAAAUAACCAUUUAAUUGGGUGGGGAGUUGUCCACAACACGUCAUACAACUUUGCGUCUUAAUGUCACACACAGGCCCAAUCCCAUUUCUUAUUUUCUCCCCUACCCCUUGUUCCACCUUAAAUGGAGCAGCAGUUACACUCUGGCGUGUCAGGCAUCAGAACUGCUGGACUAUUUAAGGUAGAAUGGGAAAUUUAGCUAGAUAGUGAAACAUCAGCGCAUCACCAGCAUUUUUUUUAUGCUCGUCAUGAAGAAAAGGACCAUAAUACAUUGAAUCGAGAAUAAAUUGACAUAAUACAAUGGUCAUUUUUUAACAGAGAAAAUUCUCAUUUUUGUGGCUUUCUUUGUGCGGCAUCUUGCUGGUUUUUCUUUUUUUCUCAUUACACUCUGUUUGGAGUGUGUCGCUGAAAAACCUCUGCUUGGAGGCCCUAACACUUCGCCCUACCCCUCUAUCUUAGCAAGAAUCGGGACAUCCUACCUCUAGCGCAAAAUGGAGGGCUCAGGGCUAAGUGGUAGGGGCAAGGGGGGAAAUGGGAUUGGGCCACAGCCUCAAAAAGAAAGGUCCAACUCAAUGUUUAGAUCUCAAAAUCAACAUUGUACUGAUGAAAAUGUGAUGACAAUAGUAGAUAAUUCACUCAUAUCCUCAUGAAAGAGAGUUCUCCUUCAAUCAUCAGAUUCAUCCGCUCAGGGAAGGAGACCGAAGCACAACCCACAUUACAAAAUAUUCUUCCAAAAUAGGCUUUUAGUGCCUUGUUAGUUCAUGUUCUUAGUCAUUAAGCACGAUUCAUCAAACUGUAAUGACUUUUGCAUCACUUCUAAAGUGGCUUCUUAUUUUUGAUUACAUCACGUGUUAUAAUUUUUUAUACUUCAACUCCUUGACAUCAACAGUGAACUUGUUGGAUGAUAUAUAUUUUUUGUAAUCUUUAUAAUAGUUUAAAUCUUUCAAGAAUCAUGAAUUACAUCAGUUAUUUAAUGCAUAAUUCUAAGAUAACACGUACACUAGUGAACAUAGAUGCCUGUUAAAAAAAACAGAUGUUUACUGUACUUUAUCAAAUGGAUGUGUAUACAGUCCUUUGCAGAUGUUUAAACACCAAAAUUACACGUUUGUUUUUCUACAUGAAAAUAGGUUAACACAUCCUCUACACAGAACUUAAGUAUGGAAUUUUUCUGCAACUUUUAGUGCACAGUUUAAAAUGUGACAACUU
Molecule: messenger RNA, 3386 nt
Organism: Colossoma macropomum (tambaqui)
Lineage: Eukaryota; Metazoa; Chordata; Actinopteri; Characiformes; Serrasalmidae
Gene: slc25a22b
Product: solute carrier family 25 member 22b
Exons: 11
Coding region: 316-1272 (318 amino acids)
Biological process (GO): aspartate transmembrane transport; malate-aspartate shuttle; L-glutamate transmembrane transport
Molecular function (GO): L-aspartate transmembrane transporter activity; L-glutamate transmembrane transporter activity
Source: RefSeq, a predicted model, not a curated record